CACAAAAAGUCAUCGUGUAAAACCUGUCAGAUCUUUGCAUAGCAGAUUUCUAAACCUUCCCCGCCCUCUUCCUCACUGCUCAACUCCCUCCCUUUUCUAAGUUUUCAGUCAAGAUAAGCUCAGACUCACACCAUGGGCAAUUACAGAGGCAUUGUAGGAGGCUACCUGGAUUGUGCUUCUCUACCACUGAGGAACUUCUAACCAUCUGUACCAUGACCAUAAAAUGAAGGCUUCUCCAGGCAUGCAGACAAGUAGGAUUUUACUGCACAUCUUUCUAAUGGUGCUUCUUCUGAGUAAUCAUCAGGUUCACGGAGUAACUUGUUCUGUUGAAGUUAUGAUUAAAAGGCAGUCCCGAUAUACAGGCAAAUCUGGGCAAGUUGCGACUAUAGAAUGUCCAGUAAAAUACUGCCAUGAGAAGCCAUCCAUGUCUUGGUGCAAAGUAGAAGGGAACGACUGCUUACCUCUGCAAACCAGGGAAACCUACACAAAAUGGACAGAAGAUACCAUAUUUGUUCUGACUUUUUCCUCAGUUCAUCGGAACGACAGUGGGCUUUACCGUUGUCAAGCAAUAUCAGGCAAUAUAAGCAGUGUAAGCCAUUCAGUAAAUGUUACCAUUUUAGAAGGAGAUACAAGUACCUCUGCAAAUCCAUCAACAAAUACCACCAGCAUCCAACAAAAUCCCCAAGGAUAUAAAAAUGACAAUAUGAAGUGGAUUAUUUAUGGCACAUCAUCUCUGGGGGCGUUGUUUCUACUCAUCCUGAUAUGCCUAUGUUGUCUCAAAUGGCACAAAGUGAAAUCCAAGACAACUCCAGCAACUUCACAGACAGAAAUAAACAUGGUCAACAGCCCUACAGAUGUCCAAUCCUACAUCAACAGGACUCCUGCAGCUCAAAAUGAAGGGGCUACAUUUGACUACUGCAUCAUGAAAAGCCAACUACAGCUGCCAGAUGGAAGUGCAGUUUAUGACAAUGAUGUUCCUCACUGGAAUGGUCAUGGGGCAGAACCAAGGCCUGCCUGUGACAAACCUGCUAUCCCUUCUAAACUACGCUUAACAGAGAGCCUAGACUCCAUCGUUUAUGCUUCACUAAAUCAUUCUGCUGUUGCAGACAAUUUCCUGCCAAGAGAGCUAGAUGUAAAUAUUGAACUUACAGAAUAUGCUGCUAUUAAUGUGAAGAAAUAAGUUGGGCAAUGACAACUCCUUCCUUUAGCCAAUACCUUAAUGUUGUGUGUGCCACUAGGACUCCAGUUUCACCACAGGGACAUCUUUCCUUUUUAUCUAGGGGGGUUUCUCUUUGUUUAGAAGAACAUAAUCAUUCUGAUGAUAUGUUCUGGAAUUCACACUUUAAUGGAGCUCACAUGGAUAGCUCUGUAUUAACAAGUGCAUAGGUCUUUUCCAUCACCCUUGUGAAUUUACUUGAAACUCUCAUGUUCUUGGAAAGUCUCUUUGUCUCUAUUCAAACAUAGCCCAGAGCUAGGUAAACCCUUGGACAGAUCACAUUUGUUUUAAAAGUAAGACUAAAAAAGUAAGACUGAAUGCAUAGGAUUUUUUUUUUCUAAAUUAUAAAAGGCAGUGAGCUAUACUAGUUCCAUCUGGGGGAAAUAAUGGGUUAUUUUUGUUCAUGGAGUUUUUGCAGAUUCACAUUUUGCUAGAACAAAUAUAUUUAAAGCUUAAAAGACUACAUGUCUUUUGGAAGUUUUCUAUGAACCCCAAGAAUGUAUAAACCUGCUACUAACCAACAACAAGCUUUUUUGGGGGUUUUUUUUACUGCUAGGUUAUGUUUCUUAACCACCAGCCAGUUUAGGAAAAGUUACCUAAAUAACAUGAAGAAUGAUCAGGGAGUAAUCAGUGGUAAUGGAGAAGUAUGAAUAUAAAGGGGGUG
Molecule: messenger RNA, 1880 nt
Organism: Alligator mississippiensis (American alligator)
Lineage: Eukaryota; Metazoa; Chordata; Crocodylia; Alligatoridae
Gene: BTLA
Product: B and T lymphocyte associated
Exons: 6
Coding region: 224-1180 (318 amino acids)
Biological process (GO): immune response-regulating cell surface receptor signaling pathway
Cellular component (GO): plasma membrane
Molecular function (GO): signaling receptor activity
Source: RefSeq, a predicted model, not a curated record